UUUUUAAAUUUUUAUGGUGGGGUGUUUAUUUUGUUUUUUCUUGAAUACCUCAUCUUCAUCUCCCUCCCUCCCUCCCUCCUCUCUCUGCUUUCCUUUUCUCCAUGGCCACCGGAGUCUAAAGCUCCACCUACCCUUCAAUGGUGAACUUGAGUUGCCAUUAAUGAAUGUAGCUACCUUUGUCUCUCCCUAGUUUCUGAAACUUUUAAUACAGAGCAUAUUUUUGCUCAUUGAUUGCUACUUCACUUCAAACUUCAACCCACGUUUCUUUUGCUCAAGAAUCACUAUGGCUUCUGGAGUAGUAAUGUGGAUGGUAUUUAUGAGUAUUUUAAUGGUAGUUUACCCCCUCACUACUGCCGCCGGCGCCAACCGCCGGAUCCUUCACCAGCCUCUCUACCCACUUAGUACUCCUCUGACUCCCACACCGCCGCCGGACCCGACCCCUACAAGUAUCUCUCAGACUCCCGCGGCGUCUCCGCUACCGCAGCCUCACCCGCAGCUUCAACCCAAGUACCCGUUUUCGUCGCAGUCGCCUCCCACUACUACGCCCUCAUCUCAGAACCCGUUUUUCCCAUAUUACUCCUCCCCUCCGCCGCCGCCUCUGCCGGCUUCGACGGGCCUCCCUACGUUUCCGGCCAACAUUUCUUCCCUCAUUCUCCCGCAGUCUUCAUCCUCCAACUCUAGCAGACCCAUUUCCCGGAAACUCAUCGCUGUUAUAGUCGCCGUUUCUCUGGUUUUUGCUGCCCUUCUUACCUUACUGGCGGCGUUUCUCCUCCAUCACCGCGACCACGAGAAAACCGACCGCCGGCAAAGAACAGACAGCCUCCGCCUUGUGCCGCCCAAUGCCACUCCCUCCGACGCUGAUGUCAGCGCCACCAAGAAGAAGUCACCGCCUCCGCCGUUGUUGCCUCGCUACCAAGCCACCGCCUCCUCCACUAGCUCUGAGUUUCUUUACCUCGGCACACUAGUGAGCUCUCGGGAAGUGAACGAAGACCCUGCUCAAACACCGCCCACCAACGCCGCUCCAGUGAACUACCAACGUCUGGGCUCGCCGGAGCUCCGCCCUCUUCCGCCGUUGCCACGGCCGCACUUCCGACGGAAUCGUAGAAGCGCGGACGCGGACUCAGCUGACGUUGGGUCCACUGAAGAAGAUGACGAGGAAGAAUUCUUUUCUCCUAAAGGAUCCACGGGAGGUAGAAAUAGCCCCAAUCUUACCGACUCCAACUCCCGGCGAGCCGCCGAUGCACCGGUUCAAGUUCAGAGUAGCUUUCCGUUUUCAAAUUCAAAUUCUCCCACGGCUUCCUUGUCGGCCAGUCCUUCUAUAGAGUUGAAUUUAAGCCCUAGAAGCUUGAGGUCUAAAUCACCCGAUUCAUUAGUAAACUUCCCGGCCCCACCUCGGUUCAUUCCACCUCCGCCGCCAUUACACCGGGAGAUAAGGACAGUAUCUGUGGCUUCUCCUUCCUCCGGCGAUACUCACAAUUCACCGUACCGACCUUCGGAUUUCUCGGCGCAGAUUUCGGAAUCCCCUGUGAGUCAACUAGCUGAUUCUGGGAGGUAUGAUGGUUCACUCAAAGCUCCGCCUCCGCCUCCACCUCCUCCUCCGCCGAGGUUUUGGGAACCUCCGGUGAUGGAUGGGGGCCCACCUAUGCUCGUACCACCAUCCAGGCCGGUGGUGAGCCAGAAUGUGGCAGAGGUUAAGCAUAGUUCUGAGGCAGUGGAGAAGAGAAAUGAAGAAACUAUGAAGCCCAAGCUCAAGCCUUUGCAUUGGGAUAAAGUCAGAGCCAGCUCUGAUAGAGUAAUGGUUUGGGAUCACCUGAAAUCUAGCUCUUUCCAGUUAAAUGAGGAAAUGAUUGAAACAUUAUUUAUGGUAAAUUCAAACUCCGAUGGUGUAAAACGGCCAUUGAUGCCAUUGUUGAAUCAGGAAAACAGAGUGCUUGAUCCAAAGAAGUCUCAGAACAUUGCGAUUUUACUGAGGGCACUUAAUGUUACAGCAGAGGAAGUUUGUGAAGCACUUGUUGAAGGAACUGCUGACAGCUUGGGAACGGAGCUACUCGAGAGUUUAUUAAAGAUGGCUCCUACUAAAGAAGAAGAACGUCAGCUGAAGGAAUUCAAAGACGAAUCGCCAUUUAAACUAUGCCCUGCUGAAAAAUUUCUCAGGGCAGUGCUCGAUAUACCUUUUGCCUUCAGAAGGGUGGAUGCUAUGCUCUAUAUAGCCAACUUUGAUUCGGAGGUUGAGUACCUUAAGAGAUCAUUCGAAACGCUUGAGGCUGCAUGUGAAGAGUUGAGGAAAAGCAGAAUGUUUCUGAAACUUCUUGAAGCUGUUCUCAAAACUGGGAACCGGAUGAAUGUAGGAACCAAUCGUGGGGAUGCCCGUGCAUUCAAACUUGACACGCUUCUAAAGCUCGUAGAUGUCAAGGGUACUGAUGGGAAAACCACACUUCUUCAUUUCGUUGUGCAAGAAAUCAUAAGAGCAGAAGGCUCUCGUCUCUCUGGUUUCAAGGUAAAAUUAGACGGGGAAAAGAUUCAGCAACCUGUCCUCCGAGAGGAGGUUGAGUUCAGAAAGAUUGGGCUUCAAGUUGUUUCUGGACUAUGCGGGGAGCUUACCAAUGCCAAGAAAGCUGCUACCAUGGACUCGGAGGUUCUCACUAACGAAGUUGCAAAAUUAGCCGAUGGAGUUGCCAAGAUUGCUGAAGUAGUGAGGUUGAACGAAGAAGUGGCACUCAAGGAGAACAACCGGAAUUUUUCUGAGUCAAUGAAUGCCUUCCUAAAGAAGGCGAAAGUAGAAAUCAUGAGUAUUCAAUCCCAGGAAGACACAGCUCUCUCCAUGGUGAAGGAGUUGACAGAAUACUUCCAUGGUGACUUGGCUAAAGAAGAAGCUCAUCCCUUCCGCAUUUUCAUGGUUGUUAGGGACUUCCUUUCCAUCCUCGAUCAGGUAUGCAAAGAUGUCGGCAAGAUAAACGAACGAACCAUAGUCAGCUCAGGCCGCCAAUUCCCAAUCCCAGUCAAUGCAGCGCUCCCGCUGGUUUUCCCAGGAUACCUCGAGAAACACCAUGAUACAUCCUCGUCUGACGAUGAAAGCUCCUCCUCAACUGUGUAGUUAGGUGACUUUCUUGUAUAGCUGAACCCCAGAACAGGGCAAUGAAUGGGGGUUUUCCUUUUGAUGCCUGGAUUCAAUUUCGCCUUUUGGUUUUUACAUGUUCUUGGAAUCAUAGUAUGUAACAUAAGUAGAAGGUAAACAAACAUGUUACUCCUAUCAAACAGUAUUAUGGUAUUUGAUCUAUAUGGCCUGUGAGUUAACUUGUAAAUUUUCCAGAAACAGCAGUUAUAAUCCA
Messenger RNA from Ipomoea nil (Japanese morning glory), 3329 nucleotides. RefSeq names its product formin-like protein 2. The transcript has 4 exons. Gene Ontology annotation, molecular function: actin filament binding. Bases 284 to 3094 code for a protein of 936 amino acids. NCBI's taxonomy places the organism in Eukaryota, Viridiplantae, Streptophyta, Magnoliopsida, Solanales, Convolvulaceae. Gene Ontology annotation, biological process: actin cytoskeleton organization; actin nucleation. The record is from RefSeq and is a predicted model, not a curated record.